AUGCUCGAGCAACGAGAAGACAAUAUCGCACUAUUGAGUGUCGAAAGAAGCCUUGGAGAUUUUGCAUCCGAAGAGGGAAACCAUCCAACGAGGCCCUAUGCUCAGUAUCGACGCAACUGGCAUGCCAGCCGUACGCACACCAACAGCGCCUUUCUGAAAUGGGCGACGAUCUUUCUUUGCAUGAUCAUCCUCAUCGAUCUUGCGGUCUACUUGCAUGUCUUUCGAAUAAUUCUUGGCUUAGUCGAUGGUAGUAUCGCCGAACUCGAGGCUGAGUAUCGCAAUCCAUAUGUUGGUCUAGCGGAGCUGUAUGCAUCGGGACGCGUCAAUGCAUUGCAUUACGGUCCAAUUACGAACGUUCCCCGCGUCGCUCAACAAGUGAGCCGUUCUGAACCACGCAAAGUUUUCCAAGAAGCUGUGCAUCGGCGCUGGCUCGGUCAGUUUGGGACGGUGUCGCCCAACGAUCGUCGGCUGCAUGUCUCAAACGAUCUACAUACAAUCCUCCAAUUCAGAACUAUGGAUUAUGGAAUGGAACGUUGCCAGCUGGCCCUGCGCAUCCCUUCCUCAAUGGAUCAGCAGGAUUUUACGCUCAACGAUUCGUCUGGCCGAGCACGGCUCGAUGUUUGUAUCCUCGACGCUACGGCUCCGCUCAACCCCCGCACGGUAUCCUGGGCGAAUCGCCCGCAAUGUAGUGGAACUGCGAGGACAUUGGUUGCCGGACCUGGUGAGGAGGCUAGAUUGGCAGAGUUCCCUUGUCCCUGGGGUUCGUUGCAUACGUAUGAAGUUUCUUGUGCUGGUGAUGCAUCUCAAUGCGAAAUUGAUGUCUGGGCAAACCGAAAUGGAACAUGGGGUAUCUUCAUGUAUCAGCACCAGAGCAUCUGA
Fibroporia radiculosa is the source of this 879-nucleotide messenger RNA. RefSeq lists its product as uncharacterized. The transcript is spliced from 4 exons. NCBI's taxonomy places the organism in Eukaryota, Fungi, Basidiomycota, Agaricomycetes, Polyporales, Fibroporiaceae. The record is from RefSeq and is a predicted model, not a curated record. Bases 1 to 879 code for a protein of 292 amino acids.